GCAUCGCAACGGCGUAGGCACAACUACACUACGCUUAACACUCAUGCAUGCUGAGGUAUGUGGUGCAGCAAGGAUGAAAAAAAUGGCACAUCGUCAUGCUUUUACACGUAAAUGACACAUGCCAACGGUGAUUUUUGAUCGCGGUUGACCGCAGACCACUGCAGCUAUUACAAGGCUAUCAUCUUAGCCUUUCACGCACAGAAACUCCGAUGUCAUUUCCUUCGUCCAAUGGCAGCCGUUCGAGCGUCCGCCUAAGGUGUCCGUCAUCAUCUUGCAUCCAAUCGAAGGCUGAAAACGCAGCUGCCGUUCCUCCGACUUGUUUGUCUGGCGAUGCGGUGCUGAGACAGGUGUGUUUUGCGGAGGUUGCACGGAAAGACGGUCCGUUGUACAGGAAACCAGUCCGCCCAUGCUAAUGUCGCAUCAGAUGCUAAUUUAGUGCUGCUCCUGGCGUCAUUCGACAGAGAAACAUGCAGCUCCCAGCUCUGCCCCUGUUUGUGUUCUCCUUGGCCUUCUCCUCUACUGCAGCACUUUUCGGUGAGAUACCCAGGAUCUAUGGAGAUGAAGCUACAGGUUAUGGCCCGGUGUUCGAGGAGCAGCCUAUCGACCUCAUCUAUCCAGAGGAGUCACCUGAGGCCAAGAUAUCCCUGAACUGCAGAGCCCGAGCGAACCCACCAGCCACAUACAAGUGGAGGCUGAAUAACUGGGAGAUCAACCUGUCGGAGCAACCUGACGAACACUACAGCCUGGUGGGAGGGAACCUGGUGAUCAACAACCCCGUCAAGCACAAGCAUGCUGGGAAGUAUGUCUGCAUCGCCCAGAAUGAGUACGGAACCGUGUUCAGCAAGGAGGCCACCGUCGAGUUUGGCUACCUGGACAUGUUUUCCACAGAGGAGAGGGAGGCCGUGCAUGUGAGAGAGGGACAAGGGGCAGUUCUACUGUGUGCCCCACCCCUACAUUACCCAGGGGAGCUGUCCUUUCGCUGGAUGCUGAACGAGUUUCCCAUCUUCAUUCCCCUGGAUAAGAGGAGGUUCGUCUCCCAGGCGACCGGGAAUCUUUACAUCUCCAAGGUGGAGUCCGCGGACAGCGGGAACUACUCCUGCUUUGUCUCCAGCCCCUCCAUUGCAAAGAGCGUCUUCAGCAAGUUCAUCCCUCUGGUCCCCUUGGCUGAGCGUCCAGUGAGAAAAUACCCUGCUGAUAUAAGAGUCAAGUUUCCGGAAACUUACGCACUAGUUGGCCAGAAUAUCACACUGGAAUGCUUUGCACUGGGAAACCCUAUCCCGGAGAUCCGCUGGAGGAAGGUGAGCGAUCAGUUACCCGCCAACCACGAGAUCAGCAUGGCAGGAACGUUCCUCCACAUCUUCAACGUGCAGACGGAAGACGAGGGCCAAUACGAGUGUGAGGCCAUGAACUCCAAAGGGAAGGACUGGCACAAUGACUGGCUCCACGUGGAAGCUUCCCCUGAGUGGGUGGAGCAUAUCAGUAACAUGGAGAAAGACAUCGGCAGUGACCUCACCAUGUCAUGUGUAGCUACCGGCAAACCAUUGCCAGAGGUCCGCUGGCUUAAAAAUGGAGACCCGUUAGGAAAAGACGAGCUGAAGUUCAGCAGCCUCACAGUCGAGGACUCCGGCAUGUACCAGUGCAUCGCUGAGAACAAGCACGGAUCCAUCUUCGCGAACGCCGAGCUGCGCGUGAUCGCUUGUGCCCCUACGUUUGAGCACAACCCUGUGAAGAAGAAGGUUCUGGGGGCCAAAAACGGGAGGGUGGUCAUAGAGUGCAAGCCGAAGGCCGCCCCCAGGCCCCGGAUCUCGUGGAGCAAAGGGACGGAGCUACUGUCCAAUUCCUCACGAAUACGCAUAUGGUAUGAUGGCAGUCUGGAGAUCCUCAACGUGACAAAGCUGGAUGAAGGGAAGUACACCUGCUUUGCAGAGAAUGACAGGGGGAAGGCCAAUAGCACCGGGGCAUUGACCAUCACAGAGGCUACAAAGAUCACCCUGGCUCCAUCCAAUGCAGACGUGACAGUGGGAGAGAGCGCUCGGAUGCAGUGCGCAGCGUCACAUGACUCCAGCCUGGACAUCACCUUCAUCUGGUCUGUGGACAUGCGUGUCAUCGACUUCGACCGUGAGAAAGAGCACUACCAGCGCGUUAUGAGUCGAGAUUCGAGCGGGGAGUUGAGAAUCAUAAACACCCAGCUAAAGCAUGCCGGACGCUACACCUGCACGGCCCAGACCAUCGUGGACAACGUCACGGCCUCGGCUGACCUGGUCGUCAGAGGUCCCCCCGGACCCCCAGGUGGGGUACGGGUGGAGGAGACCAAAGACAAGUCCGUAAAGCUGGCGUGGAGCCCAGGCACAGAUAACCACAGCCCCAUCUCCAAGUACACCAUCCAGUACAGAGACGCCUUCUCUGCAGAUCCUGAGGAAUGGAAGAAUGCCACUACAAUUCCUCCGAAUGUGGAAGGCAACGCAGAGACAGCCACUGUGGUUGAGUUAAUACCCUGGACGUUGUACGAAUUCCGAGUGAUAGCAACCAACACGCUGGGGACAGGACAGCCCAGUGCCCCUUCGCCCCAGGCGAGAACGCGUGAGGCAGUUCCUGUGGUGGCUCCCUCAGACAUUGGUGGGGGUGGGGGGACAAGCAGGGAGUUGACCAUCACUUGGACGCCCGUCCAGCCUCAGUACUACUAUGGCCCGAACUUCGGCUACAUCGUCGCCUUCAAGCCGCACGACUACACCGAGUGGAGGAAGGUGACGGUGGCCGACCCCGAGGCCAGGCGCUACGUCCACAAAGACGCCUCCAUCCCCCCGGCCACCCAGUUCCAGGUGAAAGUGAAGGCCUUCAACAGCCAGGGGGAGGGCCCCUAUAGCCUCACGGCUGUCAUCUACUCCGCGCAAGACGUCCCCUCCGAAGCCCCAGCAGAUGUGGAGGCCACGCCCCUGUCGGCUACCGAGGCCCUCGUGUGGUGGCUCCCCAUCAACCAACCAAAUGUAGAAGGCUAUCAGGUGAGAUACUGGAGGAAGCACUUCGACAGCGAGGCGGCCGCCCAGCGGGUCCUGGUGGCCAGCGCAGAGAACCAGACGAGGCUGGUGAACAUGCAGCCGGACUCCCACUACACGAUCGAAGUCCGAGCCUACAAUGCUGCCGGCUGCGGCCCCCCGGGAGACAUUGCUGAGAUCUUCACAAAGAAAGCACCCCCAAGCCGCCCUCCUAAAAUUAUCAGGAAAACACUUAGCUUCAGUGGAGCCACGGUGAAUAUUGCAUGGGAGCAUGUGGAACCCUUGGCUAAUGAGUCCACGGUAGAAGGCUACAAGGUCCUCUACAGGCAAGCAGGUCAUACCACUGGGAAAGUGUAUACCACUGGAAAACAUUACAUAGACCUGCCUGCUCCUAAGGAGGGGGACUAUGUCGUAGAGGUCCGUGCACACAGUGAAGGUGGAGAUGGGGCUGUGGCAGCAGUGCGGAUUUCAGGGGGCGCAGUACUGGCAGCGCAGUCACUCAGCCUGGUCACCCUGCUGGUGGUGGCACUCAGCUGCCUGGGACUCUGAAUGUAGUGUCGCCUUUGUUAGCCUUCACUCCGGUGGAGAGGACUCUGAGAGGACGACGCAUACGAGGACUCUGGCUCUUUCCACAAUCCUUGGUUUCCGCCAGCAGCCAAAUACAGUAUUCCCAGGAAUAUGGAUGUGGAAAAGACACAUUACAAAAAAAAAAAAAAAAAAAAAAAUUUGGAAAGGACAAAGACAUCCAGGAAAUCCCGUUUAGUACCUAUGAAAUCUCUUUGGAGACGUAUCAAAAGAGUUAUUUUAACUUGUUCAGUAUGCCUUAUGUAAACACUUACACUGAUCUUUUACUGCUGCACGGCUUCUUAAGUCGUGAGACAUAAAGUAAUAUGUACAACCAAGGCUGUCAGGAGUCGUUCUCCAAACUGUAGUAUAAACCUACAUGGUCACAUCAGGGGCUUUCGCCCCAGUGCAGAACGCCUUGUUUAAAAAAAGUGAAAAUUCAUGUAAUUGAGAAAUUAAUUGACAUCUUAAAGCAUUGCAUUACUUAGCAAGUGAUUAGUUGUGAAGG
Molecule: messenger RNA, 4065 nt
Organism: Megalops cyprinoides (Indo-Pacific tarpon)
Lineage: Eukaryota; Metazoa; Chordata; Actinopteri; Elopiformes; Megalopidae
Product: contactin-1a-like
Exons: 24
Coding region: 468-3542 (1024 amino acids)
Biological process (GO): brain development; cell-cell adhesion
Molecular function (GO): cell-cell adhesion mediator activity
Source: RefSeq, a predicted model, not a curated record